This is a messenger RNA of Quercus lobata, 2098 nucleotides long. It is a transcript of the gene GONST1, whose product is annotated as golgi nucleotide sugar transporter 1. The coding region runs from base 584 to 1597 and encodes 337 amino acids. The record is from RefSeq and is a predicted model, not a curated record. The transcript has 10 exons. Lineage: Eukaryota; Viridiplantae; Streptophyta; Magnoliopsida; Fagales; Fagaceae.
CUGGGCUGACCAAAUGCUAUAAUGCGCACCCACAGAACAGCGCAUCUUAGCAUCUCACUUUCAUGAAAAUUGCUUCCAUUACAAAACUCAGAAGUCCAAUGGUGUUGAUUUGACGAACUUAACCAAAAAAUAAACAAUGUAUAUAUAAUUUUAAAAAAAAUUAAAAGAUAAAGAAAAAAAAAUUCAAAUCCCAAAAUACUUUUUAAAUUCUCUCUUUGAAAAGUUCUCUCAAAUCUUGAAAAGGGUCUCAGUUUUUCUGCCUCAAUAUCUCAAAUUUCUCUGCUUUUGGUCUAUUACUGUUGUGAGUUGUGACCCUUGAUGGGUUUUCUCUAGGCAUGUGCAGCUUUUGAGGUCUGGGCUUAAAUGGGUUCAAGAUGCCUAGGUCCAUGUUUUGAUGUUCAAGACCUGUGUCGUUAGGAGCUUCUCUAGAUUCUUCUGAUCCUGUUUCUGAAAGAAGUCUCAAGGAAGACAUAAGUAAGGUUUAGCGAAGGGCGAAUGAAGCCUCAAAUAUCAUGAGUCAAAGGGUGUGCUAAAUAAGUUUUCCUGUCCAUUAGGAAGAGCAGAUAACAGGUCACCAAUUGCAAUGAAGCCUUUUGAAAAUAAUGAAAAUGACUUGGAAAAUGGUUUCGACAAAGACACAGAGAAAACAACUCGAAGUACCAGGGUGACGAAAAUACCCAAUCAAGCCUUAUUGUCUGGCCUUGCAUAUUGCAUUUCCUCAUGCAGCAUGAUAUUGGUUAACAAGUUUGUUCUUUCCAGUUAUGAUUUUAAUGCUGGUAUAUUCUUGAUGCUGUACCAGAAUUUUAUUUCAGUUUUGAUUGUGUCUACAUUGAGUUUUCUAGGCAUGAUAUCAACAGAACCACUAACAUGGAGAUUGGUUAAGGUCUGGUUACCUGUGAAUUUUAUUUUUGUUGGGAUGCUCAUUACAAGCAUGUUUAGUUUGAGAUACAUUAAUGUUGCUAUGGUCACUGUCCUGAAGAAUGUUACCAAUGUGAUAACUGCUGUUGGUGAAAUGUAUCUGUUCAGUAAGCAUCAUGACAACAGAGUCUGGGCUGCUCUAUUCCUAAUGAUCAUUUCAGCAAUUUCUGGAGGGAUUACUGAUCUAUCUUUUCAUGCUGUUGGCUACACAUGGCAGCUUAUUAAUUGCUUCUUAACAGCAUCAUAUUCUUUGACUCUACGUAGGGUCAUGGAUACAGCAAAACAGGUUACUAAAUCUGGAAACUUGAACGAGUUUUCAAUGGUCUUGCUCAAUAACACCCUAUCCUUGCCUUUAGGGAUUCUUCUAAUUUUUGUUUUCAAUGAGGUGGAUUAUCUCUUCAAAACGCCACUUUUGAGAUUGCCAACCUUCUGGCUGGUAAUGACAUUGAGUGGAUUUUUGGGACUGGCAAUCAGCUUCACUUCUAUGUGGUUUCUUCAUCAAACUGGGGCUACAACAUACAGCCUUGUGGGUUCGUUAAAUAAGAUCCCUCUGUCUGUUGCCGGCAUCCUCCUUUUCAAAGUUCCUACCAGCUUGGAGAACUCCGCAAGCAUAUUCUUCGGUCUUUUGGCUGGAGUAUUCUUUGCUAGGGCCAAAAUGCGUGAGAGAUCUCAAACCUAAAAGGCAGUGAAAGUUAUGGUUCUUUACAUGAUAACCAACUUUUGCACUCUCGUGUAAACUGCAUCGGACUGCUUGACUAUCCCAUGAAGUUGUCAGGAAUAGUCAGUCAAGAAGUGUUGUAUGAAAAGUAUGUAGAAGGAGUGAAGAUCUUGGCCCGUUUACAAGUGCUUUCCUCUUGAAUUUCCUUCUAACAAAGGAGAGCAGCCUUCUAUUGGAAUGGAUUGAGUGUCUGGGUUUGUUUUACUGAGGGAAAAUGCCAUCACUAAUUCCUUUUCAGAUAUGUAUUGUGAAACGUAGCUCUUAUCUUUACCCACAUGUAUCUUUGUUGUAUCUUAUAGAUUUUCACAUUGUAUUUGAAACCUUCAUAUCUACAUAAUGAAUUAAACGAGCUGCUCAAGAUAAUGGUGAAAGUGGAUUUUACUUCAACAAGUGAAUGCAAACAAGCUUUUGGCUUGCAUUUUGAUAAAGAAAUGUAAUUGAUUGAUAUAGUCAUACCUGAGA